Molecule: messenger RNA, 6013 nt
Organism: Nerophis ophidion (straightnose pipefish)
Lineage: Eukaryota; Metazoa; Chordata; Actinopteri; Syngnathiformes; Syngnathidae
Gene: rarga
Product: retinoic acid receptor gamma a
Exons: 10
Coding region: 424-1953 (509 amino acids)
Biological process (GO): regulation of transcription by RNA polymerase II; retinoic acid receptor signaling pathway; cellular response to corticotropin-releasing hormone stimulus
Cellular component (GO): transcription regulator complex; nucleus
Molecular function (GO): zinc ion binding; nuclear receptor activity; nuclear glucocorticoid receptor binding
Source: RefSeq, a predicted model, not a curated record
UGACCAACGACCCGAAUAAAUGGCGCCAUCUUUACAAACUGAUUCGGGAGUUCCGCCCUCCGAUGACUGUCUAUGACUUUUGUUUUUUGUCUUGUUUCGCGGUCAAAAGUCUGCUGUUCUAAACUUGUGUGGAAUGUUGGAACCAACACAAAACAAGGCCAGCCCGGCUCAUCGGAACUUAUUUUUCGUACACAGUCGUUCAUCAGUCCUGCGGCCUCAUCUGUGCCACGGUUGAAACGUGAACUGGAUGUUUCCGAUGAAGAGGAGUUUGCUGUUCCCCCACUAAACUAGAGGCCUCUAUCCUUACUCAUUUCUUCUCCCACAUCCUGAGAGCCUUCAAGUGGACACGCAAAUCAACUUGACCGGGGGAUUUCUAAGGGUGACGUUCCCUCCGACCAGUGGGACUGCCGGUGCGUCGUCCCCAUGGCUACCAACAGGGAACAGCAGGUGGGUCACAUGACUCCAUACCCACCUGCGGUCUACCCCUUUGCCUUCAACUCCAUGAGAAGCCACUCCCCCUUUGACCUGUUGGCCAACAGUACCCUUUUUGGAAGAUUUGGCGCUGACCUGCCCAAAGAGAUGGCUGCACUCUCGGUGGAGACCCAGAGCACCAGCUCGGAAGAGAUGGUACCCAGUUCUCCAUCACCACCUCCCCCACCUCGGGUCUACAAGCCCUGCUUUGUGUGCCAGGACAAGUCCUCGGGGUAUCACUAUGGGGUCAGCUCCUGCGAGGGUUGCAAGGGUUUCUUCCGUCGCAGCAUCCAGAAGAACAUGGUGUACACCUGCCACCGAGACAAGAACUGUCAGAUUAACAAGGUCACGCGCAACCGCUGCCAGUACUGCAGGCUGCAGAAGUGCUUUGAGGUCGGCAUGUCCAAGGAAGCGGUACGCAACGACAGAAACAAAAAGAAGAAGGACGUGAAGGAGGAGGUGAUGCUUCCAGAGAGCUAUGAGCUCAGUGGAGAACUGGAGGAGCUUGUCAAUAAAGUCAGCAAAGCUCACCAAGAGACCUUCCCCUCACUUGGCCAACUGGGCAAAUACACCACCAACUCCAGCUCAGACCACCGUGUCCAGCUUGAUCUGGGCCUAUGGGACAAAUUCAGUGAGCUGUCAACCAAAUGCAUCAUCAAGAUUGUGGAAUUCGCCAAGCGGCUGCCAGGUUUCACCACCCUCAGCAUUGCUGACCAGAUUACACUUCUUAAAUCUGCCUGCUUGGACAUUCUGAUGCUUCGGAUCUGCACACGCUACACUCCAGAGCAGGACACCAUGACCUUUUCUGAUGGCUUGACUCUGAACCGAACGCAAAUGCACAACGCUGGCUUUGGACCCCUAACAGACUUGGUGUUUGCCUUUGCUGGCCAGCUUUUACCCCUGGAGAUGGAUGACACAGAGACUGGUCUUCUCAGCGCCAUCUGCCUCAUCUGUGGAGACCGCAUGGACCUGGAGGAGCCCCAGAAAGUGGAUAAGCUGCAGGAGCCUCUGCUGGAGGCUUUAAAGAUUUACGCCCGUCGUCGUCGCCCCAACAAGCCCCACAUGUUCCCCCGCAUGCUCAUGAAGAUCACGGACCUCAGGGGCAUCAGCACCAAAGGUGCGGAGAGAGCCAUCACUCUGAAGAUGGAGAUCCCAGGGCCAAUGCCUCCACUGAUCAGGGAGAUGCUGGAGAACCCAGAAGCCUUUGAAGAUCAAACCGAGCGCAACGACAGCCCCCCACCCCCGCCGCCACCGGCCCCGGCCCUGGUGCUGAAGCAAGAGGUCGAUGACGAGGACGACAGCUGGGCCACGGAGAACGGCAGCGAGCCGUCGCCCGAGGAGGAGGAGGAAGAAGAAGACGAGGACGACGAUGAUGCGGGCGAUGACGAGAGAGACAGGGGCUCGGACAGCGACGGGGAGCCAUGGGGGGUCCUGGACGCCAUAGACGGCUCCAGGAAAGGCCUUGUAGGGAGGGCUCAGUGAGCAGCCUAUUUCAUACACAUGCACUGAUUGAUGACACACACACAUAGAUAACCUCACUCCAUCUCCCGCAUCAAUAAAAACAUGGCCUUCCCUCCAUCUCGGUGUCCUCCACAGAGGAGCCUUAUGAGUUCACAGCCAUUAAACUGUGGCCCACGCGCUCCACCACAAGUGAACUCCAGAUAGAUAAAGCUAAGGAGAGACGACAGUAAAAAACAACGCAAACUCCUGGCGAGGCCGAGGGGGACGUUAACAUGACAAAAAGAAGUGACCCUCUCCAGUCUCUUUGUCUCGACUUUUGUUGUUCCUAACUGGACAGGACAAAGUGGAAAAAUCAGAACUUAAUAGGUCUGGUUAAUCACAAAAAGCACAUUUCUUAAAAAUGAAACAUGAGUACAAGGCAAAACCAAAUUACAGUAUGUUAAUCUUUGUUUUCGCUGGUAACUAUUUUUUUGUCUUUUUUUCUCAAUUUAUGUAAUUUAUAUAUAUAUAUAUAAAUAUAUAUAUAUAUAUAUAUAUAUAUAUACACACACACACACACACACACACACAUUUUUAUGUGUGUGUGUGUAUACAGUGGUCCCUCGCCAUGUCGCAGAUUUGUUUUUAUAAGCAUAUUCUACAUAAUUUUUGCCCUAAAUUAAGCAUUCCCAAGCAUAAAAAUGGCUAAAUGGCUAAAAAGAUGAAUACUAUAGUGUUGGUCACUAGAUGAGACCAAACCAAUAACAUCCCAAUGUUCAGCAUCGUGCGGCCACUGAUUAGUAUAUUGGAUUAAAAGAGUGAUAAUGUGACUAAAGGGUGUUAGUUCAUGUCUGGGGUGCUCUCAUAAUGUUGAAAAAUGUAUUUAAAAUGUAAAACAGUUUUUUGUAUGCUCUAUCUAUGAAAAUUUAGAUUUAUAAUGAACGAUUUCUAUUCUUUGCGGAAAUAAAUGUACAUUAACAGCGAUAAACCUGGGAUUACUGUAUACUUUAUAUGUAUGUAUAUACAUAUACACACACAUAUAUAUAUGUACAUAUAUAUAGUAUUGUGUAUGUAUGUAUGUAUAUAUAUAUGUAUAUAUGUAUAUAUAUAUAUAUAUAUAUAUAUAUAUAUAUAUAUAUAUAUUUACAUAAUUGUUUAUUUUGAAGUGUUUUCCUGCGAGGUUAUUGAGAGGGAAAGCAGAAUGCAAGCUGGAUCUUCCAUAACAGUUCAAAAUGCUUCGCCUGGGGGUCUUUUAAAAAAAAAAAAAAAACUUUUUGGAAGGGGGGAGGAAGUGGGUGGGGCUACACUUACUGUGGACGUCAGUGAUAAUCAAAUCUGGAGGACUUUUGUCAUGUGAAUAAUCACGCCUCUGUUAUCAGGGAAUCGGCAUCGCUCUCUUUGAAUUCAACCUUGUGCCAAAGUUAGGAAAAGUUUGACUACUGGCAGGUACUCCAGCCAUGAUGCACGCACACAAUCUCACACACACACACACACACACACACACACACACACACACACACACACACACACACACACACACACACACACACACACACACACACGCACACACACACACGCAUACUCCUUCAGCUGUAGCAGAUUGAUACUUGAUCGUACAUGUAGCACUUUUGUACAAGGAAAACACAUUCAUGUUCAACCGGCAAUACAAUCAUGCUUGUACCUUUUUCAGAGGAUGUCAAACACACACACAUUCACACACACACUCACACACACACUCACACAAACAUGCACACACACACGGAUUCUUGUAUUUGUGACCUUCUUGAGACCUCCGAAAAAUGAUACUCACUAAGAGUCCCAAUUGUACAAGAAAAGCUUAACAUUUUGGCAAUUUUAUGAAAAGAGUCGUAAUUUUACUCGACAAGUCACAAUUUUUUUCAGAACAUUUUGAAAUGUUGGCAAUAUUAUAAUGAUAAUUGGAAUUUUACUACAAAAAAUCACUAUUUUACAAGAACAACAAAAAAAUUGGCAAUAUUGUGAUACAAAUUUGAAUUUUAUUUGACGAAUGUCACCAUUUUGCAUUAAAAAGUAAUGAUUUUACAUACAAAAGUGAAUAUUUUACGAGAACAUAUUGCAACAUUACAGAAACAAAAUAUGAAAAAUGGUUCCCAAUUUUAUAAGAAGUCGACACAUUGUGAGAAGACUGCUUUCAGUUCAUCCAUUUUUUUUGUUCAUAAAUGUUUUUUAAUCUUCAUUAUUUACUUAAAAGUUAUUACAGUAUGUCUCUAUACACAUAUUUAUUUUACUCUUUUUUUAAAUUAAUUUUGUCCCAAGGGGGAGCAUUUCAAUUUCUUAUAUACACUUGUUAUUUCAUAUGUUGACCAGAGGGCGAGCACUUUUAAAACUGACACCCGGUCAAUUUGAAAAAUCCCUCCUUUUUUGGGAACACCCUAAUUUUGAUAGAUGUCACCACCAGGCGUGCGAAUGAGACAUUCUCUACUAGAUGCAAUGGUUUUCCGUAUUGGGACCAUGAUUUCGGUCCUAACUUGUUCACCGGUCCUCAUAUGGAAGGUGCUUUUCCUUGUUAAUGUCUCAAGAAGGGUAUAAAUACAAGAACACACACAGACACAAACACACAAAUCUGCAACAAUCAAGUAUGCAAGUGGAAAGCAGGAAAUUCUUACGGAAGAUAUUUUGGACUAAGACUCAGGGCUUUUCGGUGAGGACCAAACACUAGCUGCUUGCAGGCAUGCUAGAAAACAGGCAAUAUUUAUGUGUGUAUUCUUCUUGACCCCGUUUUGAUGAGCUCGACCCCGCUCUGUCUCUGCGUGUACAUAUAGAAGGGGACACAGAAAUGGGAGCAGGUGGCGUGAAUGCCAGCGUAACUUCACCCCACAGCGGGGGUGCACGGCGGCGACGUCCCAACUAGCUGGCAUCCAUGCCGCAUUCCCCGAGAAGCCAUCAUCAUUAUAGCCUCAUUUCUUCUUGUGUAUAUCCUCCCCUCUCUUGUUUAAUGUGUAGGAAUAUGUCUUCUUAUGUAUCAUUUCUACGUUGCCAAAAUUGUCUCAUUCGGCAACGAGUGGUGAGGGUUUGGGGGGGGGGGGGAUCUGAGCAGCUGAUAUAAAGAUUUUUCUUUUCUUUUUCUCUUUCAAGCAAUAUGAACAUUCUGUCGCGACGAGAAGGCCCAUGACGUGAAUGUGGGGAGGUCUCCUCAUUUUCAUUUUGGGUGAAUGUGUGUUCGCUUUUAUUCAUGCCUUGGCCAUAUUUUAGGUGCAUUUUUAUUGAGUGAAUAAGUAUUUUAUUUUAUUUUUUUUAGCUGGAGUUGACACAAGAAAGUGCCAAAUUAUAUUAGUGUUCAAAGGCCGGGCUGGCUCAUGGCAUAAAGAAUAUAUGCUGUCAAUGUGAGGUUUGGAGCCUUAACAGUUCCAUUGCAACUCAUGACGACAAACCCUAGUAAAUAUAAAGACCAAAUGGCUGGAUAUAGGCCCACAAAAUAGCCAAACUUUUUUUCACCGAGUACCACCUCUGAAAACACUUGGCUCUCCAGAUGCCACCUUAACGGCCAACAUUAUCAUACAGUAGCGUAGUAGGCCUAUGUAUACAUUAACAACCAAGCAGAGGUUUUAUUUAACAGGUAUACCCAAUAUUUACUGGAACAUAACACCCACUUUGAACAGUAGCACUGUGAUAACAGCUCGAGUCACGACGUUACAAUUUUUAAACAAGUGAUUCUUUGGUGUACCAUUAGAUGGAUCCAUGUGUACCAUGAGUGGUGGCCUCCAGCCUAUUCCAGCUAAAUAACAAAUAUUCACUUCAACACAAAAUUUGGCCAAAGUGUAUGGAUAAUUUCGGACGUGUGUGUGUGUGUGUGUGUGUGUUUCCAGCCAUAGAAUGAAUGUCCGUUGUCACGGUGCUGUCACACACUUAAGUGUCUUUUGUGUGAUGACUCUCUCUGCUGGGCUGUUACCAUGGCGAUGUAAUGUAUCCGAUGCAGGCAGACCACGCCGAGAUGACCGUUCUAGUUUUUCAACAUGGCCAAUGUGUUGUGUACCCAUUGUUUAUGUCGACUCUUGUUAUACAAAGAAAAGCCAUAUAAACAGUAAAAGGCACAAUAAACUACUUUUUUGAGAUUCCUGGACAA